This is a messenger RNA of Penicillium paradoxum, 1602 nucleotides long. RefSeq lists its product as uncharacterized. The record is from RefSeq and is a predicted model, not a curated record. NCBI's taxonomy places the organism in Eukaryota, Fungi, Ascomycota, Eurotiomycetes, Eurotiales, Aspergillaceae. The coding region runs from base 1 to 1602 and encodes 533 amino acids. The transcript has 4 exons. Gene Ontology annotation, biological process: transmembrane transport. Gene Ontology annotation, molecular function: transmembrane transporter activity.
AUGGCGUCACUUAAUCAUUUCGAUGGCUCAAGCGAUAGAUCUAACCCAGUGUUAGAAACCGUGGACCCAGCAGACCUUAGAGAAAACAACAAUUCCGUACCGGGCAGCAAUAAAAUCGAGCUAACACAGUCUGCUGCCUAUGACGAACUGGGGUAUAGCUAUCCCACUUGGCGAAAAUGGCAAAUCCUCUGCGUGAUGUUCUGCAUCCAAAUCUCAAUCAACCUGAACGCAAGUCUCUACGCGAACGGCGUCACCGCGAUUUCAGAAGAGCACAAUGUUAGCAAGCAAGUUGCGAGAAUCCCCCAACUCACUUUCCUUUGCGCAUACGCCUUUGGAUGUGAGCUGUGGGCUCCCUGGAGCGAGGAACUGGGACGGUGGCCCACUCAACAGCUCAGUCUCUUCCUCGUGAACAUAUGGCAGUUGCCGUGUGCUCUUGCGCCCAAUUUCGCGACUUACGUCGUGGUGCGUCUGCUUGGGGGUUUGAGUACAGCUGGUGGCUCGGUGACAUUGGGAGUCAUUGCGGAUAUGUGGGAGCCCGACGAUCAGGAAUAUGCCGUCGCAUUUCUCAUCCUAUCUUCCGUUGGCGGCUCGGUCGUGGGCGCUGUCGUUGGUGGAUUCGUUGAAGAUCGGCAUCCACUGGCUUGGAUUUUCUGGGUUCAACUCCUCGCCGGCGGCUGUGUUCAGAUCAUGCAUUUCUUCUUGGUACCGGAAACGCGGGCUACCAUCAUUCUCGAUAAAGUAGCAAAGAAGAGACGUAAGGCUGGACCUGGUGAAGUCAAUAUAUGGGGCCCACAUGAGAUACAUGGCUAUUCACUGUCGCCGCGGGACAUGUGGAGAGUAUGGAAACGCCCAUUCGUCAUGCUGUUUACCGAACCCAUUGUCCUAUGGCUUUCGCUGUUAAGUGGGUUCAGUGAUUCAUUGAUUUUCACAUUCCUUCAAGGAUUUCAACCAGUCUUUCAACAGUGGGGCUUUGGCACGAUUCAGAUCAGUCUUUCGUUUUUACCACUGCUUAUCGGAUAUUUUAUUGCAUACUUCUCAUUUUUGCCAUCCAUCCAUAUGUUCAGGCAACGGCGACGCAAGAAUGGCUCUGAAUCCGUUCCUCCCGAAGCACGGCUGUGGUGGCUACUCUAUGUCAUCCCUACCCUCCCAAUUGGCCUCUUCGGCUUUGCAUGGACUACUCUGGGUCCACCUAAUGUCCAUUGGAUUGCACCCAUGAUCUUUACUUUACUCAUAGGAAUUGCCAAUUAUUCCAUCUAUCAAGCUUCCAUUGACUACACCGUUGCUGCAUACGGGGAAUAUGCAGCAUCAGCUACAGGAGGCAAUGACUUCGCACGCGACUUUCUUGCUGGAAUCGCAGCGAUCUAUUCCACACCGAUGUUCGAGAAUAUUGGUGACAAAUAUCCGUAUGCGUAUGCCUCCACGAUUUUGGCCUGUAUCUCGAUUCUGGUGACUGCACCGAUCUAUUUCUUCUAUCGCAAAGGUCCGGAGAUUCGUGAGCGGUCACCGUUUGCAAAGGAAAUGAUGGAAAAGAAUAGAGAGCGUCGGCUUUCUCGGCCGUCUGGGGGUGAAAAGGCGGGUCGUAGCACCGCUCAUAUUGAAUAG